This is a messenger RNA of Heteronotia binoei (common prickly gecko), 793 nucleotides long. RefSeq names its product nudix hydrolase 2 (gene NUDT2). The record is from RefSeq and is a predicted model, not a curated record. Lineage: Eukaryota; Metazoa; Chordata; Lepidosauria; Squamata; Gekkonidae. Gene Ontology annotation, molecular function: bis(5'-nucleosyl)-tetraphosphatase (asymmetrical) activity. Bases 249 to 710 code for a protein of 153 amino acids. Gene Ontology annotation, biological process: ATP biosynthetic process; AMP biosynthetic process. The transcript is spliced from 3 exons.
UUUUCCCUUUCUUCAUUGGACUAUCCCUUGUCUUCUUCAUUCCCUGCCUUUCAACGUGAUUGGGCCAGCGAGUGGCCGGGUUGGCUUAUGCAUUGAUUGGCAGGCUUUCAGGCCAAUUGAAAAGUCGCAAUCUGCUCGGGCUCCUUGCAUGAGGCCCAUACAGUGAAGGUGUGGGAUUGAGGUUUGCAAACGCAGGGCGUGAUGCGACAGCCUCUUCCUGGUCAUCUUUACUUCCAAGUAGGACAGUCAUGGCCUUAAGAGCAUGCGGCUUGAUAAUCUUCAGGAAGCUGCGUGAGUCAUCGACACUGCCAUCCUCAGCUGCCACUCUUGGGAGCAAUAUCGAGUACCUCCUCUUGCAGACGUCAUAUGGAACCCACCAUUGGACUCCUCCAAAAGGGCAUGUCGAUCCAGGGGAAGAUGACCUUCAGACGGCCCUCCGGGAGACCCAGGAGGAAGCGGGGCUGGACACCAGCCAGUUCACCAUCCUAGAAGGCUUUAAGAAGGAGCUGAACUACACCGUUAGAAGCAAGCCCAAAACGGUCAUCUACUGGCUGGCGGAACUGAAAGACAACAACGCGGAGAUCAGACUCUCUUCGGAGCACCAGGCCUUUCGCUGGCUGACCCUCAACGAGGCCUGUGAGCUGGCUGGGUAUCAGGACAUGCAAGCCGCCAUCCGGGAGGCCCAUCAGUUUCUGUCUUCCCGGGCGUGAACGCUCCGCGGGGAUCGGAGAAAGCGUUUUUAGAGGAAACCUGGGCUGCUAAUCCCGUAAGAAUAAAACACGGAAUGUCAGAA